GGGGCCUGGCGGGAGUAGAGGCGGUGCUUCGAGCUAAUGGGGUGGGGAGCUGGGUAAAGGGGCAGGAGCCGAGCUGAGGAGAAUUAGUGACACAUCCGGCGCUGAAAGGAGUGGGUGGUGUGAGUGGCAGAGUAGAGUGAAGGCUGUGUCCUACAGACUCCGGCACCAUGAACAUGUUUGAUCGGAAGAUCAACUUUGAUGCGCUCUUAAAAUUUUCCCACAUCACACCUUCUACACAGCAGCACCUGAAGAAGGUCUAUGCCAGUUUUGCCCUCUGCAUGUUUGUGGCAGCCGCCGGCGCCUAUGUCCACGUGGUUACCCAUUUCAUUCAGGCUGGCUUGCUCUCAGCCUUGGGUUCUUUGGGAUUGAUGAUAUGGCUGAUGGCAACACCACACAGUCAUGAAACUGAGCAGAAGAGAUUGGGCCUUCUGGCUGGAUUUGCUUUCCUUACAGGAGUUGGUUUGGGCCCUGCCCUGGACUUAUGCAUUGCCAUCAACCCCAGCAUCAUUCCCACCUCCUUCCUUGGCACAGCAAUGAUUUUCAGCUGCUUCACCUUGAGUGCACUCUAUGCUAGGCGUCGCAGCUACCUCUUCCUAGGAGGUAUCUUGAUGUCGGCCAUGAGCCUGAUGCUGUUUUCCUCCCUCGGGAACCUCUUCUUUGGAUCUUUUUGGCUCUUCCAGGCUAAUCUGUAUGUGGGGCUGGUGGUCAUGUGUGGCUUUGUCCUUUUUGAUACUCAACUCAUAAUUGAAAAAGCUGAGAAUGGAGAUAAGGAUUACAUCUGGCACUGUGUUGACCUCUUCCUGGAUUUUGUCACCCUCUUCCGGAAACUUAUGAUGAUCCUAGCAAUGAAUGAAAAGGACAAGAAGAAAGAGAAGAAGUAAGACAACUGUUCAGCCUUCCCCUCUUUGGCUCCCUUCCCUCAUCCUCUCAUUUCCUCUUUGCACACAUUACAGGUGGCGUGUUCUGUGAUAAUGAAAAAAGCAUCAGAAAA
Molecule: messenger RNA, 991 nt
Organism: Dromiciops gliroides (monito del monte)
Lineage: Eukaryota; Metazoa; Chordata; Mammalia; Microbiotheria; Microbiotheriidae
Gene: TMBIM6
Product: transmembrane BAX inhibitor motif containing 6
Exons: 10
Coding region: 168-881 (237 amino acids)
Biological process (GO): cellular response to unfolded protein; negative regulation of apoptotic signaling pathway; negative regulation of RNA splicing
Cellular component (GO): mitochondrial membrane
Molecular function (GO): enzyme binding
Source: RefSeq, a predicted model, not a curated record